Messenger RNA from Eptesicus fuscus (big brown bat), 2680 nucleotides. RefSeq names its product catenin beta interacting protein 1 (gene CTNNBIP1). Gene Ontology annotation, molecular function: beta-catenin binding. The coding region runs from base 152 to 397 and encodes 81 amino acids. Gene Ontology annotation, cellular component: beta-catenin destruction complex; cytosol; nucleus. Lineage: Eukaryota; Metazoa; Chordata; Mammalia; Chiroptera; Vespertilionidae. Gene Ontology annotation, biological process: negative regulation of Wnt signaling pathway. The transcript has 4 exons. The record is from RefSeq and is a predicted model, not a curated record.
AGCCCGGCUUCCUCUCCGCUGGCUCCUCCCCGAGGGGAAGCCCUGGGACUUCUCUCCUGGGACUUCCUGCAGGUCGGUCCCCGUUGCACCUGGACACAGCUGCUGCCUGCAGGAGCCGCCUGGGACAGCAGUCCCCAGAGCUGGCCAGGGGAUGAACCGCGAGGGGGCUCCCGGGAAGAGUCCGGAGGAGAUGUACAUUCAGCAGAAGGUCCGGGUGCUGCUCAUGCUGAGGAAGAUGGGAUCAAACCUAACGGCCAGCGAGGAGGAGUUCCUGCGCACCUACGCGGGGGUGGUCAACAGCCAGCUGAGCCAGCUGCCGCAGCACUCCAUCGACCAGGGUGCAGAGGACGUGGUGAUGGCGUUUUCCAGGUCGGAGACAGAGGACCGGAGGCAGUAGCUACGAAUCCCAGGGAACAUCCUGAAAGCUGGCGUCGGCCAAGAGAUCUGUGUGGACCUCAUCUGGCUGAGUGGCAGCGGGUCCCCUUCCCCAUUCCCCUUCUACACCCCACCCACCCCACCCCACCCCCCGGCCACUCAGCAGGGCUGGCAUCGAGGGAAACACCGGUGGUGCAGUUAUGAUUGGCUUCAAGGGACGGACUCAUGAUUGGCUUCAGGAAGAAACCUUUUUAUUUUUAAAUCUUGACCAACGGAAACCUUUUAUUUUUAUUUCUGACUCUUAUUUUUUAAAUUUGCGCCUCGGGUACAUGGCUUCCCAGGAAGCUCUCCGAGCUCUGGUGCUUUCUUUAUUUAGGUCACUUUUUAGGAACGUGAAGAGGUCCGAUUGGCUGCUCAGACUCGAAAAGGAUUUUGAUUGGCUGGCUAAUGGGAAACGAUUUUUUUCUUGAAUGGCUGCAGGUGUUCUGCUGAUAGCAACAGCUUCUCUCUUGAAUGCUGAAUACAGGGUUUGGGACAUUGGUUGUUAUAUUUGACUUGAAAAAAAGAGAAAGAAACCAAAUGCGCUUUGCAAUAUUUAUUACACAGCUGGCUGCUUUCACGUGUUUUGUUUGUGUUUGCAUUCGAUUGUGUGUUUGGUUCCCCAUUGGCUCCCCCAUGACUCCCGUUGCUCUGCCCCCCAUCCGCUCCCCCUCUGCUGCACGCAGUCCCUCUGCAGCCCCGGGGGAACCUGGAAAGUGCAUUUGCUUUAGUGACCACACCUGACUCCACCAGUAAGGGGACCUCGAGGACCCCAAGCGGCAUCCGCAGCUGGAAAAUGGGGCCCCCAAGGAGGUUUGUGUUGUCCUGGAGGAGCAGCGGGAGCUGAGCAGUGACCAGCCAUCAGCCAGGAUUUAUGUGCAUCACUUCCAGGCUGGCAGCCAGCCAGCUUCCCCGGACAGGAAUGGAAGGCCCGCUGCGCCGGCCCCCCGCCUGACCGAGCUGAGCAGAGGCUGCCCCAGGCAGCUCUGUCGCAUCCAUUCUCUGCGUCUGCUUCCUGAGGCCUCAUCUGGGGGUCCUCCUGGAAAAGGCAGGAGCUGCUCCCCCAGUUGUGAGACCCCACAGUGUCUGCCCAGGAGCCCGGAACCCACACAAAGACCCCAGCAUGACUCAAAGCCUGCGAGUCCUUUGCCUCCAAUCACCCACCCCUGACCGCCCCCAGCCAGGCUCCCAAGGUGUGUGCUGCUGGAACGGUAGGUCCCGGCCAGCACUCCGGUUCUCUCAUCCGGGCCUGUGCCUCUCCGUACACCUCCUUCCCAAAGGCCCCUCCGCAUCAGCCUGGAAGGGACGGCGUCUUUUCUGAAGGGCUUCAGUGAGCAAGGCCCCAGGCUGGUCCUCAGCGCCGGCCCCAGAGCACAUUGCAGAGCCCGGUCUUGGAUGGCUGUGGGCACCCAAGUCUUCCCACCUGCCCUCCCCCUUCCCCUGAGGCAGCCUGCCCUUCUCCCCUCUCCUCUCACAGGACGCCCCCUGGGGAGGUGGCAGAAGAUGCAGGCCCAGGGAGGGGAACUCGCCCCCUCGCCCUAAGGUAGACGCCCGUCCUUGCCCCGGAGCGAGAGCCAGAGAAGACUCGGCCACAUUCCCCCUUCUCAGGGCUUGGGGCUGCCAUGGAGCACAGGGGCCAAAUGUUAGUGUGUCCUAGGCCUGAGCCUGGGAGAGCCCUACAACGGGGGGUGGGGGUGUAGCGGGGAGGGAGGGUGUCACACUGCUGAUCUUGCCCCAGAAGCAGGACUUGAGUGUCAUGGCCUAAACACCGUGUCCUCCUCCACGCAUGGGCCCCUGGCCCUGGUUAGCCGACCAUUAACUGCAAAGGCCAUUGAUCCCCAGGGACAAGGACUGUGGGGACCCCACCAGGGGCCUCAGAGCAUCUUCCAGGGGAAGGAAGAUGCAUGUGUGAGAGCACACACAAGCACACACACAAGCGCACACACACUCCGUCAGUGGGCCGCAGCUCCGGGGGCCCUGGGGAAAGGUGAGUCUCCAGCCCCCCGUUAUCGUAGAUGCCGGUGUUGCUGGCUGCCCGCUCUUUGUACCUGCAGCUCCCAGGAAGGGUCCAUGUCCUGGCCCAUGUGUUCUCCACCCCAGCCCGUCCGCGUCAAGGUCAUGGGCCUCCCUCUUGUAACAGUGAUUGCCCUGAUCUGUCUCAUCUUCUGAAGAAGAAAAGGCAAAGUGUUGCCGUGGCUUCUUAUUUUCACUAAAAAUAUACCUGUCAGAGAAAAAAAAAUGAGCAAUAAAGAUGUUUAAUACCUUG